UGACUGUUAGGCAGUGUCUGGUUCUAUCCUAUGUAAUAUACCGCUAUAAUCACUGUGCUUAAACUUAUUCUGACAGUUACAAAAGYACAUUUUUCAUUAUGACUUCUUCUGGUUUUGGUCUUAGUGAAAUAAUUAGUAUACCAUCAGUUUUUAAUGAAAAUGGUACAAACAGUACAUCAUUUACUGAACAUAAUGUUUGGUGUGUUGAUUGGCGGMCAUCACAGCAUUGGAUGUUUCAGAUAGCUAAUGCUCUGUUCUUUAUGUCAUAUUCUGUGCCAACUAGUUAUUAUGGCAUAUUAUUUAUGCACUCGACAUUAAUUGCAGGUUUUCUCAUACUCAUUACUUGGGCAUGGAGAAUAGUGUGUGCACCUGAUUUAUUCACUUGGAAUUUAUGUUUUCUCUUUAUUAAUAUUCUACAGCUAAUUUAUCUUAUUUAUCAAAGAAGACCGAUUAAUUUUAAUCCAGAACUUGAACAAAUUUAUCGUAACAUGUUUAAGCCUUUCAAGAUUACAAGAAUUCAAUUCAAGAAAUUGGUGAGUGAACAAUUUGCUCAAAUUGUUACGUUACACAUAGGUGAGGCUUAUGCUAUGCAAAACAUCACAAAAACUGAUAGACUUGGACUUCUUAUGUCUGGAAAAGCAAAUGUUCUCCAAGAUCAUCAACUUUUGCAUCCCAUAGGACCAUGUGAGUUUUUGGAUUCUCCUGAAUUUGAAAGCAGAGGGUCUUCCGAAGACAAAUUUAAGGUUUCAGUAAUUGCUGCAACAACUUGUCGAUAUAUAUAUUGGCAGAGAUCAGCAUUAGAAUAUUUGUUUGUAAAAGAAACAUACUUGGCGACUGUAUUAGCUACUUUAGUUGCGAAAGAUAUAACAAUUAAAUUAUACUCUAUGAAUAAUAAAAUUAUGACAGAUAAAGGAUCACAUUUAGAUAUCAGGUUGCCAAGUAUCACUCCAGCCUUAGCAACAAAAGAAUGUAAGCCACCAAUUGUGAAAACAUUAAAAAAACUAGCGGUGAUCUCAUCACAUUGUCCUAUAUCACCUAUACCAGCUGUGAAAAUCACCAAGUGCGAUACAUCGAUAAUGGAUAAAUGCCAAACGACCAACGGGAAAUUCAAUCGAAUGAACUUGGCUAAUGAAAUGGGCAACACAGGAGUGGAAAAUUGGCUUGAAAAAACCUCAAAAUAUCAUAGCUUAGAAAUGGCAGAUGACGAAUAAAUGAAAACUCUAUCAUUACCUAUUUUUUUAUAAUUU
This is a messenger RNA of Diuraphis noxia (Russian wheat aphid), 1247 nucleotides long. RefSeq names its product popeye domain-containing protein 3-like. Gene Ontology annotation, biological process: heart development; skeletal muscle tissue development; striated muscle cell differentiation. Gene Ontology annotation, molecular function: cAMP binding. The record is from RefSeq and is a predicted model, not a curated record. NCBI's taxonomy places the organism in Eukaryota, Metazoa, Arthropoda, Insecta, Hemiptera, Aphididae. Gene Ontology annotation, cellular component: sarcolemma.